GAGAGGAAAUUAUUUUGUGUGCGUUGGCCCUUUAAAACUUCUGACAAAAGGCCCAUAUGAUCCCCGAGCUCCAAUCACCAAAUCCUACUGCAAAAGCAGCCUCUGCAUUUUUGUCUGUCUGAAUGCUAGCACGGCGAAAAACACUGAGGGGAAGGAAAACUGAAGAAAUGUGAAAAUCCAGCGUACUACAGGGAGAGCGGAAGUACGGCGCAAAUGGAUUUAUUCACGCGCUCCGUCGAUGCUCACGAUACCAGAUGAAAAUGUCGUUGUCGAUGAGGAGAUUCCUGAGCAUUAUUUGCUGCAUGUACAGAAACUCUGCAGUAUACUCCUGGUGUCUCCUACUUCACUGAACAUUUUGGAAAGCUCAAGCUCAUAGUGGAGACAAUUGCUGACACACCUCUGAGUUUUCUGUGGUGGAGAAUGCAACACUUUAAUUUACGCAUUUAAUGGACAAGCUGAAUGGACAUCAUCUCUACCAGCCUCACCAGUGCAACGUGGACCUUUUUCUGGAGUCCCUCUGUGUAUUUCUCACCAACAAGGGUGUGCUGGCUUCUCAUAUCACCUUUUACCAGGCCCUCCUCUCCCAAAACAGAAAGUUAUGCCACAUAAACCUGUCUUUUGCCAAGGCUUAAAGAAGAUAACCAACAUCGUUACUUCCAGGCUUCUGGUGAGUUGUGACACUAAGUUUGAGGUCCUCCAAGCAACCAUCAUUCUCCAAAUGAGUGAUCUGGAUAGUUCCUGUCACAAACUACUCGGAAGCCAGUCGCUCGACCCAGAAAUGACUGAAUCGGAGGAACAAGCCAAUGUUUCGUUCAAUGACACAUACAGAGAGAUCAAAAUGAAAGAGAUGUACACACAGCAAGGAAAUGGCACUUUCUCACUGGUUGUAGACGACAGUGAGGUCAGUAAGACAGCACACUUUUCAGUGUCCCCGACGCAUUCAUCUAAUGUCCAGGCACACCACCCCAACCCUCACUUCAGUGAAGCAGGACUUCAGGACUGUUCUGUGUCCUUUAGCAGAGAACAAAUAAUUGUGGAGGUCAAUCUUAACAACCAGACUUUAAAUGUUUCUAAGGGAUCCGAUGGCAAAGGCAUCACAUCAAGCACCACAGCGCUCCAUCACGGCAAUGUUCCUGGAAUGGAGGAGGGUAAGGAACAAGAUGAUAAUGAAGAUGCUGCUGAGGAAGAAGAAGAAGAGUAUGACCAUGAAAAUGAAGAAAUGGAAAACCGUAGCGAUGAAGAAGACGAGGAUGAAAACAACCUCAACAUUCCAGAGAUGGGACACGCCAGCAUGGAAAGACCUCGACAUGCUUCAAGAUUACCGACAGGCAUGAAAGCAACCAUCACCAUGAGAAAGACGCUAAUCAGCAGUGUGCUAGCAGACCGCGAGGAGGGGAAGAGGAGGAGAGAGCAGGAGAGUUUGGGUCAAAAGGUGAAACUUGAAGAAAAGCAGCAUUUUUCCUGUAAGAAAUGCCCUCGCGUUUUCAACAACCGCUGGUACUUGGAGAAGCACGUGAAUGUGACUCACAACCGCAUGCAGAUCUGCAAUAAAUGCGGCAAGCGUUUUUUACUGGAGAGCGAGCUGCUGCUGCACCAUCAGACCAACUGUGAGAAAAGCAUACAGUGUGUGACCUGUGGAAAAGCUUUUAAAAAGCUGUGGUCCUUACACGAACACAACAAGAUUGUCCACGGAUAUGCAGAAAAGAAGUUCUCAUGUGAAAUCUGUGAAAAGAAGUUUUAUACGAUGGCCCAUGUCCGGAAACACAUGGUUGCUCACACUAAGGACAUGCCAUUCACCUGUGAGACAUGUGGAAAGUCUUUUAAACGCAGCAUGUCUCUUAAAGUGCACUCGCUUCAGCAUUCUGGAGAAAAACCCUUCAAGUGUGAGAACUGCAGUGAAAGGUUCCAGUACAAAUACCAGCUGAGAUCACACAUGAGCAUCCACAUUGGACACAAGCAGUUCAUGUGCCAGUGGUGUGGGAAAGACUUUAACAUGAAGCAGUACUUUGAUGAACACAUGAAGACUCACACUGGAGAGAAACCGUAUAUUUGUGAGGUCUGUGGUAAGAGCUUCACAAGCCGGCCCAACAUGAAACGACACCGUCGCACUCACACGGGCGAGAAGCCGUACCCCUGUGACGUCUGCGGCCAACGUUUCCGCUUCUCCAACAUGCUCAAAGCUCACAAGGAGAAAUGCUUCCAGGUCAGCAACCCCAUGGUCCCCGAUCCCAUCUCUUUGGGCCUGGACCCCACGUCAACCGACUUAGACACACCAGCCAAUCAGAUACCCAGCCAGCGCUUGACCCCUCCAAGUGAGGCGUCUAGUCUCUACCAAGUCAAGUCUCUCUCGCUUCCCUUCGGACAAAUCCCAUCGUAAGUGUCCCUCAUCCUUCGCCCCUGUUUUCACUAAAAGGGUUAACUCCAGUAACAACUAAUCAUUGAUUGUUGGUUUAUUGGAUGAAACUCAAAGCUUACAGUAGCUGACUCCACGUGAGAUUUGUGAUUUACAUCAAAUGUAAAUCGCUCGCGCAAGGGGUUUCCAAACAGACCGAGCGAAGUCCAAGACUGUCGACGGGUGUUUGAACACUGAAUAUUCCUUGGAAACUGUGCAAAUGUUCACUUAUCUUAUUCUCAUAGAGAUAUUUUAUAUACUGCUCAAAUAAGCUUCUCGUAUUACAAAAAGAAAACAAUGUGCUCAUCAUUUUUGUUGACGCGUGUUGUAUUUUGUGUGAGCCACAGGUUUAGCGUUUACCUUUUUACAUCCUUUGACUAUAGAUUUUUAUGCUUUGUCGAUUUAGUCGAGUCGAGAUUAGGACACUCACUGGCAAUAAGAGAUAAAUACAGUAUAUCUGUCUGGGGUGAACAUUGCAAACUCAGAAUAGCUUUUAAGACAAAUGUAGCAGAUGUCUCCCCCACCAUUACCAAAUCCAGAUAAGUUGCAGAAAAUAUAAUCCUGUUAGCUAAUAUUACUUAAUAUGCUACAUUACUAAAUAUGAUACGUAUAUAAUCACUCCAGCACCUUAUUUUUGCAGCAAGCUAGAUGUAUUUAUAUUGUCUCGUCUUUUAAGGUUUUGCCCUCAUAAGGUUUUCUGUAUAUUCGGAGAGGUACAGUCUGUGCAGGGCACAGGUUAAAGAGUUGGUUUAAUGUAGCACAGGCCCUUGAGGACAUAUAGGAUGCUUAAAGGAACCUUUAUUCAUUUGAAAAAAUCCAAAGAUUAUUCAUUUUUUUUUUAAGUUACCAAGCACUUUACUCUGUGUUGGCCAUAUACUGUAUGUAAUGGCAAGAAUAUGAAGCCUAAACCACUUUCUUUUGCGAAAAGGUGUUUUAUUUGCAUGGAGGCAAUGUCAAAUUUGGAUAAAUGAUGGGGUGUGUUUGGUUUAAAAAUAUGUUUUGAAUAUCUGAAAUGCUUUAUGGUACACCAAGUUUUUCAGUGAUAUUUUUGUUGUCAUGUGAAAACACUUACUUCAUGUUUAGUUGGAAAAACUAAAAGGUGAUAAGUAGCUAUCGUACACUCAGAAAAAGGUACAAAAGCUGUCGUUGGGGUGAAAAUACAUAUCUGGCACUUAUUAGGACCUUUUUGAAGGAUACUGUCCUUGUGAAAGCUUUUGUACCUUUUUUUGUCAAUGCACAUUUAUACCCAGUGUACCAUAUGUUUUUUUAUCAGUUUUAAAAUUAGAAAAAUGCCAAAAAGGCUCUUUGUUUAUGAUAAAUGAUGGCCUAUUGUGCAAUUGGGUCUCUUGUAUGCGGCACUUCCCAAUAAAAAGGUACAAAAGUUGUCACUGGGAUGGUAACUUUUUUAAAAGGUCCUAAAGUACAGAUAUGUACUUUCAUCAUUUAUAACCUCUAAAGUACCUAUGUGUGUACUUUUUGAAAAAAGGUACCACCCCAGUGACAACUUUUGUACCUUUUUCUGAGAGUGUGUCCUGUUGAGAAGCCAGUUGAUAGAUAAUAUAUAGCCUACAAUAUAUAGCCUACAAUUUCUUAAGCCACUUACAAAGAGAGGAUUUAUAUACACAAAGCAGACAUAGUUAAAGAAAUUACACUUAACUCUAAGAGCAGUAAAGUGUAGUAGCUAUAAUAGGAAUACCUAAUAUUUAUACACACAAAAUAUACAUAUUUAUAGCUAUUGAAACAUAAAUAGUCUGUAAAUAAAUUAAUGUAGCUGUUUCUGUUCAGUUGUUUUUCCUUGUUCAUAUUCUACAGAGUCAAAUGAAUACGAUGAGAUGCAAAGGUCAGCAUUAAUAAAACCAUUUAAAAGUCGGAAAUAAACCUUUGAACUCAACUUUCUGCUCUACAUCUCGAACCUUGUUAUAGGCGACAUACAGUACUUUAGUUAAGAGUCAUGUUAUUAAGUUAAAAGAACUUUUCCAGAACAAGUGGUUUGAAAUGGUACAUAAUAUUUCUUUAGGGCGUAAACUGUUAAAUUUUUUGAAAUCUGUGAGUGGUCAGUAAAGUUUAUAAUAGAUUUGUUACGGACUGACAUUGCCUUAAGUGUUUAAUAGAGAUUUGCAUGGUCCCGAAUGUGACAAUUGAAAAUACAGUGUGAAACUGUAAUGGUGAUGCUAUAUUGACCUUUGCACUUUGGCAGAAAUAAAUAAAAUAAAAAGUUGUUUUAAUGCGGAUAUUUUAAUAUAUUGCAAUAAUGUUGUGCCAGAUGAAGAUUGUGUAAGCCUUAGUCUUACAUAGAAAAACGUUGCCACGGAUUGACCCCUGAUGUUAGUGUUUUGUGUCAUGCUAAAACCUGUUGCACCUUAUGCCCACCUUAUUUUAAUAGAGUUUACAGACCUGUUUGUAUCAGUCUCUAAAGCUGUUCUUAAUAUACUUAUGUGUUUUUGUUCUAAUUUAAAUACUGAAGUAAUGCUUUUGGCUUUGGAAUAUGUUAAGAUUUGUUGAAAUAUUGAAAACUUAUUUCCUUAACUACUAUCCUAAAAGGUUUUUUAUAAUGCAAAACAUGCACAUGCAACAUUUACUUUAUGGUCUUAACAAAAGGUGAAUUACCACAAAAAUCUUUAUUUGUGCACUUUAUGUGGAUAUUUAUGUUGUGUUAAAAGGUUUUGUUAAAAAAAGUACUGCAGAAUGAUUCAGAGCAGUUUUGUUAAGUCCAAAUGUGUUUCCUUUUCUUUGUUUUUUUUUUUUAAUGUGAAGUCAUAUGACAUCUUAACUGAAGGCUUAAUAGACCUUUGUCUCUGGAGUUGUUGUAGUACAUGACCAUUAAAAUUUAAUUUAAAAUUUUUGCACAUCCAGAAAAAUUGUUUUUCUAUUACAAGUUAUAAAGCGGAAUAAAUUAUCAAAGCAGUUUAAAGUUCAACUUUUUUACGUUUUAAGAGUUUAUUAUUCCUGGUUUGCUGCUUAUUGAAAAAUACUUGGGUCCUUAUUGCUUUUGUAAAAAAAUCAGUAAUUUUUUGUGUUUUUUUUUAUUAUAUAGGACAAUAUUAUGGGGGAAUUUGUCAUUAAGUUUGUUAUGCGUGUGAUAUUUUAUAGUGAAUAAUAGCAAAUAAUGAUGUGCACUUUGGCAGUUAUUGUCAUUUUUUAUUUAACAACUCAUGGAGUUAUUAAAUAUACAUUUUUCCCCAACAAGAUAGUUGACCUAAAAAUGAAAAUUCUGCUCUAACCUUCUUCCAUGAAACACCAAAAAAGAGCAAAAUGUCUAAACUGUUCAUUUCUGUACAAUACUAAAGGAUAUCAAACUGAACAUAAAAUCAAUAAAAUUAUUUUAUAUAGUUGUCCAUACAAGCUGUGCACUAUAUGAAGCCUUAUACCUUAUGAAGUCUGAUACCUUUAUUAGAAGAAUAAAUUCAUUUCAUAAAUCCAUAAUUCAAAUUAUGGCUCAUUAUUCGGCCAAAACCUUUGUGAUCACCAUUUAUUUUUAUUGUAUGUAAAAGAACAAGUUGACAAAGCAUUUUUUUUUUCAUUUUUUGGAUGUACUAUUUAAAACAUACAGUACCAUAAGCCAGUCAUGAGUGUGACUGUUUGUAAUUUUUUUUUUAUUCUACAUAUUAGUAUGUAAACCCAAUGUUAACCUUUGUGUAUAAAGACUACAUGCAGACAGUAGUCAUGCUGGUUGUGUCAACCAAAUACUAAACAAUAAAUAAACUAGAGUUUAGCGGUGCUAAUAACAUUUGGCUGUAUUUUAUGUCAUUUACUGUACCUAGUUGUAUUUAUUGUCUGUAAUGAAACAUAAUAAAAAGUUCAUUUAAAUAGUAAA
Paramisgurnus dabryanus is the source of this 6206-nucleotide messenger RNA. RefSeq names its product zinc finger and BTB domain containing 47b (gene zbtb47b). Lineage: Eukaryota; Metazoa; Chordata; Actinopteri; Cypriniformes; Cobitidae. The record is from RefSeq and is a predicted model, not a curated record.